CGACCAAAAAAAAAAAAAAAAAUAGAGAUAAUAACAAAAUGUAAAUUUCCUUUCUUUUUCUUCUGAUUUUUUUUCUUUUCUUUAAAUAUAAUAUUUAUCAUAUAAUGGCAAGUCAUAAUUAUGCAGCGAUAGAAGACCCGGGAAACUCUAGAUUAUCACAGAAUAACACUCCUUCAGUUAUCAAGCGACUCUUCUACUUUAUUCGUCGCCAUUUUUAUCAUUUAUUAACACUGUUUACUAUUGGCAUUAUCAUGAUUCUCUUAUUUGUCUAUACUUUCUUAUUACCUUCUGAUGCAUCUCCAAACCCAUCUUUAGCAGAGGUAAGGCCGGUAGGUAUUUCAUUGGCCACAAUGGAAGAAGGUCGUGCCAAAUGUCGCGCCCUUCUUCAAAAACAGGAAUAUCCAUCUAGUUACGAAAAUCUUCGUGCUGAUCCUAACCAACCACCUAUCUUGUUAAAAAAUGCUAUUGUUUGGGAUGGUCAGGGUAAUAUUCUAGCCAAUGUCGAUCUCUAUUUAAAGAAAGGUUUAAUUGAACGUAUAGAAAAGGAGAUUUCAUUGGAGACACUCAUAGAUAAAGAUAAGAUUAAAGUGAUUGAUGUAGCUGGACAUAUUGUAACUCCUGGUAUUGUCGAUAUGCAUAGUCACUUGGGUGUUGAUUCUUGGCCUGAAUUAGAUGGAACAGAUGAUACAAAUGAAAUGACACAACCUUUAACCCCUUUUGUUCGUACUUUAGAUGCCUUUAAUCCUUCUGAUAAGGCUAUUCGUAUUGUAGCUUCUGGUGGUGUCACGACUACUUUAGUACUACCUGGUUCUGGUAAUUUAAUGGGUGGUGAGGCCUUUGCGUUCAAGUUGAGACCGAUGGUCAGUACUGAAGAUAUGCUUGUUCAGGCUAAAUUAAAUCCCGAUGAUCCAUACAAGAGAAGAUGGAUGAAAAUGGCUUGUGGUGAAAACCCAAAGAAUCUCACGGUCUUUUUUUUUUCCCCUUUUUCUUUUCUUUUAGGUCUUGGUGAAGCCUUUCUCUUCCGUAAUGAAUUUGCAAAAGCUCAAGCACUUAAGCGUCAACAAGAUGAUUGGUGUCAAUCUGCAUUUGAUAAUAAUAAUAAUAAUCAACAAUCUCUUUUGGACCAACCUUUCCCAGAGGAUCUUCAACUCGAAUCUUUAGUAGCUUUAUUACGUCACCAAGUACUUCUUAAUGUUCAUUGUUAUGAAACACAUGAUAUUGAGGCCAUGGUUCGACAUGCACUCGAAUUUAAUUUUACUAUAGCUGCAUUUCAUCACGCCCUUGAAGCUUAUCGUAUACCACAGAUCUUACGUCGAUUAUCACCUCAUAAGGUGCCAACCGUAGCGACUUUCGCAGAUCAUUGGGGGUAUAAAAAGGAAGCCUUUGGUGGUAAUCCAAGGGCUCCUGAGAUCUUGUGGAGGGCCUCUAUACCUGUUGCCCUCAAGAGUGAUCAUCCUGUACUUAAUUCUCAAAGAUUGAUGUUUGAGGCUGCCAAGGCAGCUCAUUAUGGAUUACCUGCUCAAGAGGCCCUAAAGGCUGUGACAUCGACCCCCGCCAAUGCUUUAGGGUUAGGACAUCGCUUAGGUUCUAUCAAGAGAGGUUAUGAUGCUGAUCUUGUUAUCUGGGAUCGUGAUCCAUUGACAUUGGGUGCGUCCCCCUUGCAAGUCCUUGUAGAUGGCGUCCCCCUAUUUGAGGAUCGUCCAAUAACAGACCUCAUCAUGAAAACAACGCCCCAUCAUGAAAAUAGUCGAGUAGUCAAUGUCAUAAAAGGAGGAGAUUCAACCGAUUUUAUAUUAAAAAAUGUGGGAUAUUAUCAUGCAUUGAAAUCAAAGGAGCCUAUCGAUAUUGUUGUUAAGAAUGGUUCUAUUGUGUGUGCUGCAGUUGACUGUAUGGAAACAUCCGAUAAUAUGAUUCCAAAAUAUGAUAUACAAGGUGGAUAUGUUCUCCCUGGUUUUAUUGGAGUAGGAUCUAAGUUAGGCUUAGUUGAAAUAAGUGCAGAAGCAAGUACAAGUGAUGGACGUAUGCAUUCUACACUAUCAAUGGACCCUAAAUCGAUCCCUCAAACUGUGGAUGGUAUUAAAUUCAGCACACGCCAUCUUGAAGAGGCCUAUCGAGGUGGUGUCUUAACAGCCAUCACGACUCCACUUUCUGAUCAUGUUGUCAUGGGUGUUUCAGCUGCCUUCAAGACAGGUGCCUCUUCUUUACUUCAAGAGGGUGCCCUCAUAUCCCCUGCCGUUGCUUUGCAUUUUCAAAUUGGUCAUCAUCUCAAAUCGUCUGCUUUCCCUACUAUCUCUAGUCAAAUCAGUUAUAUUCGACACCUCUUGAUGACGUAUAUGAAAGCAGAUAAUGUAUAUGGACAAGCAGCACGUGGUGAGAUACCUACGGUUAUUGUAGCUCAUAACAAGGAUGAGAUUGCAUCCCUAAUCAUCCUCAAGAGAGAUCAUGUACCCAAGAUGCGAUUGAUUAUUCAAGGUGGUGCAGAGGCUCAUCUGGUUGCUAAACAUCUAGCUGAAUUUGAUAUCGGUGUCGUACUUUGGCCUAGCCUUUGUACACCAGCUAGAUUUGAUUCAAGACAUUGUUUAACAGGUUCCCCCUUAACGAAUGGUACAGCAGCUCAUGUUUUACAUCAAAAUGGAGUUCGUGUCGCCAUUGGCAUCAGUGACGAUGGUUGGGCACGUAACUUGGCAUGGGAUGCAGGUUGGCUUGCAAAGACAGGAUAUGGUAUUAAUGAAACAGAUGCCAUUGACUUUAUUACUACUAACAUUCAAGCACUUUAUGGUCUUUUCUUCUCUUCAUCAUUAGUUGAUGAGUUUAUCGUUUAUGAUAAAAGUCCAUUUGAUAUGAACAGUCGUAUCCUUAUGAUUCAUAGUAAAUAAAAUUUGGGCCAAUAAUUUAUUUCCAACAAUAAAUUAAAUAAAGGUCCGAUAAAUUAAAUCGCAUACAAACAAUACGCACUAUAUGAAGAUACAUUUUUUUUUUUUUU
This is a messenger RNA of Cokeromyces recurvatus, 2983 nucleotides long. RefSeq lists its product as uncharacterized. The record is from RefSeq and is a predicted model, not a curated record. The transcript is spliced from 4 exons. Gene Ontology annotation, biological process: N-acetylglucosamine catabolic process. NCBI's taxonomy places the organism in Eukaryota, Fungi, Mucoromycota, Mucoromycetes, Mucorales, Mucoraceae. Gene Ontology annotation, molecular function: N-acetylglucosamine-6-phosphate deacetylase activity. Bases 105 to 2876 code for a protein of 923 amino acids.